Xyrichtys novacula (pearly razorfish) is the source of this 9323-nucleotide messenger RNA. The record is from the annotation of a GenBank genome assembly. Lineage: Eukaryota; Metazoa; Chordata; Actinopteri; Labriformes; Labridae.
GAAGGUGUCCCAAAGGUAUGCGUCACUCUGAGGUAUUUUUUACAUCCAUGUUAGAUAGAGAGGACUUUAAACUCCGCACACAGCAAAUAUCUUCCUGUUCAAACAGUGACCAAAGUAAGUCCAGAACCAAAGUCCAUAUCCGCAGAGGGACCAGAGGAGUUCAUCAGCAUGUCUGUGAGUAACAGCACAUUUUCAUAAUGUAGAAAAAUGUCUUCAGUGAUUAUAAAAAGGGCAUGUUUCAUAAUUUAUAAUCAGUUUACACUUGAAGCUUUUAUGUUAAAUUUUUACUUUAAAUUAAAAAUGCUUUUGGUGUGUCUGUAUUUUACAGCACUCUUCUCUCUCACUGGUUUGUUAUAAUGUAGAAAACUCAAUAAAUAUAUUCAUGAAAAAAAUUCAAAAAGCUGAAUAUAAAUGAAAAAGUUUUAGAGACGUGUAAAGUAAUAUUGCUGAUUUUUUCAGUGUGUGCAGCUUUAGAAAAGGUAUCCCUUCAUAUGUCGACUGUUUUCUUCCACAGUGUCUGGUCAGCAUGGAACUGAGUCCCCCUCCCUCGGGUUUAGAAGAAGAGUACAAGACUCUCUUCACCACUGAAUCCCUCCUCUUCCUCCACGAGCUGGUCUCCACGUUUAAUGAGGAGGUGGAUCAGGUAAGAGAGACUGUCAAGUCCUGAGUGUCCAUGGCAGGUCAAAUUUGUUUUGUCAAUGGUUAAACAUUCUCCCCUUCUCUGUACUCAGGUGCUGCAGUUACGAGUGUCCAGAAAGGUCCACUUGGACCUCUCUGGUGACCUGCCAAACUUCCUGAAAACAACCUCUCACAUUAGGAGGGACCUGGCCUGGAGGGUGCAGCCUGUCCCCCCAAGAAUGCAGAGAAGACAUGUGGAUGUUGGAGAUCUGGCUCCCUGUGACACUCAGCGAUUUUUUAAAGCCCUGUUAUCUUCAGCACAGGGGAUACAGGUGCGUCCUCUCAUCUACCAGGGGCAUGAAGAGAGGGGUGGCCACACUGCCCCUCUUUGAAAGCUGAUUAGCCAGCCUUGGUGCUGCCAAGAAAUCCCAAACUGUCACUUACUGCUUGUCCUGUUAGCGGCAAAAUUAGGGCUUUGCUGUGUUUUUUUGUUUGUUUUUGGCAGGUUGACUUUGAUGAUGGAAACUGUCCAACAUACUUUAAUCAGAUUAAAGGCAUUCAUAAUGUUUUCAAGGCGGUUCAUGGCCAGCUCCCUGGUGAGUGUGCCUUAUUCUUCAUACUUAUGUUGGCUCAUCUGUCUUUCAGUUGUAUCAGGCCUCAUACUUUCAUAUAACUGAAUCCAUGUGAUCACAGGUGCACCACAUAUAUCUCAGGCUCCUGUACUGAUGCUCCGCCCUCGGGCCUGGAACAUGGUGGACCACAACAUGAUGGUGAUCUAACAUUUAUACACUUUGAUUCAUUCAUUGGGUUAAUAUAACAGCAACUGAAGGGGCCUGUGGAUAGACAGUGCAUUCUGAUUCUUUAGUUGUUUUUCAGGUGCAGGGAAAAGAGGCUCCAGGUCCUCUCUUUGACUUUGGACUCCUCAUGUUUCACUGCGGAAAGACGCUGUUUGAGAACAAGAGUGGACCCUAUUUCUACCUCUCCAAGGUCAGCCAGUCAUGCACUCAGAGGACAGGUGUUUUAUGAAUAAGGUCUUCAUAAAAUUCUCCUCUGCUUGUUCCCUUCCUGUGCAGGUGGAGAGCUUUACGGAGGCUCGACUGUGGAACAAGAUAUUUGUCUGGACUCAACAAAAGGUCAGCACAUUCAUCAACACAUGCACAUAAAAGUGACCUGUUUUUCUGGAAGUUUAAAAUGUUCGCAGUUUAAAUGAGACAUACCCCUGUCUCUUGUCAUCAUAUCAGUCUGGUACACAUAGAGUAGCUUUGCAUAAUAUGCUGAUCCAAAGACCUGUUUAUCUUCUACUCGGUCUUUACAGCUACACUGGGGCUGUUGUUGUCCUGAAAACAUCCAAACUUUUAUUUAUUGAUCUGAUGUCAUUUUUAAAGGGACCAUGUGCAGUAUUAAACAUAAGCAGUACCAUUUGAUACAUCAUACCAGAGUGGGCUUAAAGCUGAUGUACUUCUGCUGUCCCUCUGUAGGUUAGAAUUUAAACAUCACGUUGAUUUGAAGACACUUUAUGGCACAAAGCAGAACAUUAAAAACACACACAAAUGCACCCUAACACACAUGCAUACACACAAACUGACAAACACUAAACAGCAGCUGUAAGAGUAUGUUUUUCAAAAUAAAAGCAGCGAUAGUGGGUGAGUGGUUAAAUUGUGCUUUUUAAAGUCUUUCAGUAAAUUCUUGGUUUCAGUUUGGUUUCAAAGCUGCUGAAAGAGCUGCAGUUCUCAACAUCAUCUGGGAGAGCAUUCACUGAGUUGUGGUUCUCACAAAGAAACCCACAAUCAUGUCUGUACAACCAUUCUAUUUUUGUAACAAUAUGACUGAUAUCUUAGCAUUACAACUUUAAUUACUUACAGCUUUAUUCUCGUAAAGUAAACUAAGACUUCAUUGACUUAUGAAAAUGAUUUUAAAAAUCCUAAAUUUUUCAUGUAUCCCUAAUCCUCCGCUGUAGAUAAGUGUUGACUUUGUUCAGCAUUACUUCCAUUAUUUCAGCUUUUGUCACUAAAACAGUGACAAACUCUGAGCAGUCAGAGCAGAUAAACAACAGCCGCAGGAACAGACUUUUACUGUUCUCUAUCACAGGUGCAGUAAUAAUAUAACUGGUAUGAGUUUGUCCACAGGGGGGCGCCAAGUUGGUGCUUUUCACAGCAGCUUUAAAACUGUUUGAGCCAGCAGAUCAUGCUAAACUCAGAGUAAAUCCCACAGGGUCCUGUAGUUGUCGAAUGGUCUGGAUUAUACAAGUGUUUCUGUGUCUAGGUUAAAAAAAAAAAAAACACCACACAGGCUGAUUGAUAUUAAAGGGAUAUCCCUGCGUAAAUUAAAGUUAUUGUGAAAAACACCGUAACACAGACAAAGACAAAGUGUGUGUGUGUGUGUGUGUGUGUGUGUGUGUGUGUGUGUGUGUGUGUGUGUGUCUAGUUGGGUCUGCCACACGGCUGCAUCAAGGCGACUGUUCUGAUAGAAAAUGUUUUAUCAGCAUUUGAGAUGGAGGAGAUCCUCUACGAGCUGAGAGAUCAUUCAGCAGGACUCAACUGUGGCAUCUGGGAUUAUUCAGCCUCAUUUGUCAACAAGUUUGGUAGGAGAGAAACCUCCUCUACAGCUUUUUCCCUGAUGACUGCCAGAGGUCCAGGGCUAUAUGAAGCAUCAGGACUAGUUUCCUUACAGUUAAGUAAACCUGUGUUUCCCCUUCAGGUCACCGUCACAACUUCCUGCUGCCUGACCGCAGCAAAUAUGUCAACAUGGAGAAGCGUUUCCUGCGCAGCUACAUGGACCUGCUGGUUCAGACGUGUCAUCGGAGGGGAGCGCUGGCGACAGGAGGGAUGGCUGCCCUGCUGCUGCCUCAGGACCCGCUCACUGACUCCCACCAGAGAGUGCUGGCCACUGUCACCAGGUAGAAACACCACAGCUGAGGAUGGUCUUCUUCUGUGUAUCGACUGUAUAAAGAUGGAUAACACUUCUCCAUUUCCCCCAACAAUGUGCACAAAUGUUUGGAUUAGAGUCUGAGCAGGUGGAGGUGGAACCAAAACGCACAUAAAGCUUAGUGAUAAAAUAUCAAAGAUCCCUCAGACAAACAGACAAACCUUUGGUGGAAAGUUUCAUGACUCACUUGAGUUCAUGUGUAACAUGACAGCAUCGCUCUCUUGCAGUCCGUGCAAAGAUAUAUCAAACUGCCUCUCUCUGCAGCCAACCCUCCAAGUAUCCACUCUAACUACAAACUGUUACUUUAAACACACAUCUUCAUCUUCAACUACUUAUCUGGAGUCAGGUCGCGGGGGCAGCAGCCAAAAACAGGACUCUAUAUAUGCUGCUCAAGUUUUUUGCAGAUUCUUCCACAUAAUUCAACUAGUUUGGAGAAACUCUGACCCAAGAACUGAUCUCAGUCUAAGUCUACGCUCCACUGAGAAGUUUUUCAUCACUUGAACCAUCAGAAAUCCCAUCUGUUUUUGUACUGUUUGGUGACAUAACACAUAGAGACGUGCUCUUCCACCCACUCAGCUGUUUGGUCUUCAGCAUAGACUGUAUAUAGAAUGGACGCCGUCUGCCUCCUCGCUGGGUGAAGCCACCCAGAGAACAGCACCCUCUGGUGACAGGCUGCAGUGAAGGUCAUAAAUCCUGCCUCCUCCAGCAAUCCCUAUGGAGCUGUGGACAAAUUUUAGAAUAUAAGUUUUCUCCCCCCUGGUUGUGAUGUUGACAUGUAGUUACCGUAAAACUGGUUUGUGCUCAAGUCCUCGUUUUUCUGUGAAGCUCCAUUUUUAAAAGUUAUUAGGGGGUUCAUGUUUGCUAUGUUUGACACCUGAUACAGCCUAUGGGCGUACAAAGAUUGCAUAGCUCACCUGGAGGAUACGCUGUUUGAGCCGAGUGCCAUUGCAGCAACUUUCAGUGACUCUCCCACUGAGUGCGUACAUUGCUACUGGGCCGUGUUGGUUUCAGGAAGUGAAGAAAAAAACUGGAAAUACUGAGAACAAUUCGGCUUCAAAUCUGUAUACUGGUGGAAGGCGGAACCAAGUUGUCAAUAGUAUAUACAGUCAAUGGUCAUCUGGCUUUAAAGAGACAAAUGAAAAAUAAAUUCAAGCAAACAGAGAAACUUCGGUCUGUCAGGAGUCAGACUUGGUAACAGCAGCACCUGUGGGUCUCUAGGGAUCAACAUAAACCAGCAGUUCACACGAGUCCACUGUUGUGCUGAACACUAAACUCAGUUUGAUACUGACCUUCUAUAUCAUUUAGGACUUCAAUCAGAAAACCAGAACAGCUGAAUGAAAGAGUGUCUUCAGAGGCAGAGCCCCUCUCUAUCCGCUUUUUUAUUGAAUCAUGACACAACCCAUGUUGACCUGAUCUGAAUACACUGUGUUAGCUGCUGAAGUCAGAAAAACUCUACCUGUUUUGGUUUCACUUUUGGGGAGCCAUCAUGAUGUUUGGCUGUUCAUCCUGGUAGUGGAUUCUCUCCUCUUCCUCUUAGACUGAAGCUGUUAGAGAUCCAGGCAGGUGUGGACGGCUUCAUGGUGUACGACCUCAGUUUGAUUGAGCCCAUGCAGAGAGUAAGUGCUUCAUCAUGACCUUCAUGAGUCUUUAAAAAGAUACAGAGAAGCUUUAAGAUCAUUGUUUUUGUUUUUUAUCUCCUCCAGCUCUUCCAGCUUCACACCAAAGGGGAUAACCAGCUUCACCAGCUUCGAAAUGACGUCAGUGUGACUCCUGAAGACCUGCUGUCCAUGCCUUCAGUCAGUCUUUGAGUCAUUUCAGAAUUUCAUCUGCAGGAAAUGCUGCAACAUUUCACCACUACUGUGAAGAGAUUCACUAAGCAUGCUUGAAUGUGAACAUGGCAUGGAAAUAUCUUAGUCUGACAGCCUUUUAUAAAGACAAAAAGUUUGUUAUAAAAACUUGAUUGGGACGAUGUCUUUUGUUUCCCUCAGGGAGGAGUCACCCUCUAUGGAUUGAAGUACAACAUUGCAGUUGGCAUUCUCUUUAUAAAUGCAUGGUUAUCAGGUGGGUACGCUCCGACACAAUGACUUUACCUCACUUCACACAGAAGAGCAUUUGGAGUGAUGAUGGAUCUUGGAGUCAUUCUGUUACCUGUUCAAAGUUGGCUCUGUUUUUCAGGUGUUGGUCACUUUUUCUACAGAGGCCAGGUGGAAGAUUCGGCCACAGCAGAGAUCUCCAGAUCACAGGUACGGCUGGACAAAGUCAGGAUACUGCUGUGCUGCUAUCAGAGGGAGAGACAGAGGCGUUACAGGGCUGAGACGGUGUCAUUGUAAAUUGUGUGUGUGUGUGUGUGUGUGUGUGUGUGUGUGUUCCAGGUGUGGCAGUGGAUCCGUCAUCAGAUGAAGCUGGAGGAUGACAGCAGGGUGGUGAGCAGGCGGCUGGUGACUGACCUCACUCAGGAGGUCCUGAUGGAGCUCGGCGCUCUCAUCCACUCUGUGAGGUGAGCAGACACUGCCUGAGGACACUUUAAGCACAUGACCUACUGUACAUCACAGGCUGCAGAGAGGAUAAACUGUCUCUUUGUAAAGGAUUUUUUUUUAGAUAUUUUGCUAUUAUUAGAUAGGCAGCAAAAGAUCACGUCUGGGAGUCAAACCAGCCCCUCCUGGAACAAGGACUACAGCCUCGAUGUACGGAGUGUGUCUUUGGUGCCUCGUACUUUUGUAAGAUUCUUCAAACCAACUCUCCCGCUGUCCAUGUAACCAGGUUAUUGUUGGUUUUUCUGCCAUCUCUGACCCCCUAUGUCUACUAUCAUUAGAGGAUAUGUCUCUGAAUGAUGGUCAACUUUCCAGCAUUCUGAUGUAGGUCAUAGUUGGAGAUGAACAACCUCCAGCUGAUACUUCUGCAUCGUUUACAGUCAAGCAAACACCCUGAGAAGGAAAGCAAAGUAAAUCCAUGCAGAUUUAUCUCCAACAUGAAGGUCAUGGUUUUUGGUUCACUGUAUCCCCCUGGUCUCGUGUCAUUCAUUCAUUCAUUAGUUCAGGUGAGUCUCAGUUUCACUGUAAAUACUAAGUUACACAGUGGCUUCACUCUGGAUUACUACAGAAAAAGGGCAUUAUUAUUUAUCCUCUAACGUUACUCUCAUUGUUUUAGACUCUGGGCUCAGUACCUGCUACUCUCUGUGCCAGCAUAAUGAGCUAUUUAUGCUUUUGUUUUGGAAAUUUGAACUUGUCACUUUCACCUGCUAUCUAACCGCUCUAUGACUGCCUGACCUGAAUGAGAAAUGAUACAAAGAAAAGGAAAAAUCUCAGAUCGGAGCUUAUUUUCCCCACUUUGUGUCAGAUAACAAAACAAAAAUAAUUUUGCCACGUGCCUUUAUUUGAUUUGGGGUUUAAACGGAGGACACCGUGUGACUGUUUUAGGUAUUUUGUCUUAUCUGUGGUCCAAUAUUUUAAAAAAAAUGGUAAUAGGGAAAAACAAACAACCAAAGAUGAAAAAUGGGCCAAAGGUGCUCUGAUUUGGAUUUCCUUGAUGCUAAAAUGGUCAUCAUCCUUGUUUCUGGUUUUGGGAUUGUAAAAUAAAAUCCCAGUUCUUUAAUUUCUGGAUCCAAACUGAGAAACAAACCAUCCAAUAAUCUCCUGACAUAGCACCAGCUGAUUCUGCUGUGCUUCCUGACAAACUGAACUUUAGACUUACUGAAUUUAUAAAAUAUCUUCAGUUUGCAACUUUUCAGAUUCAGCUCACUAAUGUAAACCAUGAUGAUGAUGAUGAUGAUGAUGAUGAUGAUGAUAUGUACAGGUUACUCAUAAACUGAACUUAUUAACCUUUAAGUUCAAAUGAACUCCAGCUUUAUCAGCUGAAACACUUCAGUGAUGCAUUAAAAAUUACAGUUCAAUGAUAUUUAUCCUGAAGUGAGCCAUUCUGCAGAACAGCUGUUUUUCAUUUGUACCUCACAUUUAUAUGUUAAAGGUUUGAGUUUGUUCUAUAUUUGUUUGGUUUUGAUUUCUGGGAAUGGUUGGCAGGAACAAAUGACAAUGAUAAGGUGACAAACAAGUUUGUCAAAGAGCUUUGAAACUGUAUUCUGCCGUUUAAAAAUAUUCAUAUUUGAUGUUAAAGUACUUCUGAUAUGAUGUACUUGUGUAAAUUACAAUCAUUCUGCUGUGUAAAAGUGGUAUUAAAUUUUCUUUGUUUGGGUCUGAACAAGUCCUGGUUUUAAAAAGUGCACAGGAACCCUGAUAAGAAAUAUUGGUCACUCAUACUGACCCGAUGGAGUCGGAACUGCAGAUACAUGUUUAAACAGACAGAUGGUCAUUACAAUGGAUUGUGUUGCACCUACUUUAGCUUUCCAUCUAAACAGAAAAGCAGAGUGAUUCCUAAUUUUCAAUACUGCUCACAUUGAUGCAACUAAUGGAGCAUCUGACCUGAGUAUAAGUCCAAAUGUUGCUCAUCUCUGUGGACAACCUAACAGUGUAGUCCUCAGUAAAGCUCUGUAUUAAGAUGUGAAAGGAGGAGGAGAAUGAGUGAAAGUCUUUCUCCCAUGAUUUUUACUCUUACUCUCCUGAUGGAAAUGGAUUACUUAAGUUUGUUUUUUGUAUCAACAGAAAGAAAAUGUGAGGGAUCAUUCCUGUAAGUUUCAGGUGUUCAGCUCUUCUUCUCUUCCCUUCUUUCUCUCUCUUUCUUCAGGGUUAAGCAGAGAUUACACACAGCAGCAGACAUGUUCCUGGAGGUGGUCUUAAAGAGAGAUUUCCCAGAAUUCAUCACCUCCUACUUGAAUCAGGACCACACCUUUCUCAGCUCGCAGGACAGUGGACAGGUGGAGAGUCCGGGCGCAGACGUUCCCCGACACAAACUGUGAAGAGACUCAGCAGUGAGAUCUCUGCAUGGUAUGAAGGACGGGUUUUUGUGCGACCCUGAUUUAAAGACGCACCAUCAGUGAAUAAUCUGAGAGUUUAUUGUCCUGAAAAACUUUGUUUGAUAUUUUCACAUGACGGAGGAAAGAGCUGUGAAAUCUGAAGUGAUGUUGUAUCCACAUCACCAGCCUGAGACAGAAACUUCUACAUCAACAAAAACUCACUCCCUGGAUCCAGCCCCUAAAUGCAGUCUCCUUGAUCUUCAGGCAAACUGGGAGUACUUAUGAACCCACCAUGCUACCUGACUUUCCACAGACUUCAGCACUGCUCACAGGAGAGAGGAGUGAAAUAAAUCACUUCCAAAGUUCCUGAGACAUCAUUAAAUCAUUGAACAUCAUUGACAUGUUGAGUUCACUGUCCGGUUGGCUCUCCAUAUAAAUGCAUAUAAAAAUAAUAAUAAUGAUGCAUUUUGCCUGUAAAAUGAUCCAUCAGGGUCUAAACAGGACACAGAACAAACAAUAAAGCAGUUCUUCAUAUGAAAGAGUUUUUAAACUUGUACCACACAGAGACAAACACUGUUGUUUUAUUGGAGUUAUUACGGUAUACCUGUGCAGACACAAACAGCUGACUGACAGCUAAUCCAGGUGAACAACCGGCACUAAUUAUUAUAAUUAUUGUCAUUAUUAUUAUUAGUAGUAGUAGUAGUAGUAGUAACAGUUAUUACCCCUUUGUAACUUGUAACAGAAGUUCAUUAUUUUUCUGUGUGGCUGUGAUGCAAACAUACAAACAAAAACACAUGAUGUACUAUUAAACAAUCCUUCUUUAAAAUGUUUCUAAUGGCAGUAAAUCAAAUAUACAAACCCUCAGCUUUGGAUACUUUGAUUCACCUGUGGAAGAAUCAAACAGAAACAACAGAAAUAAAAGCUCCACCCUGAA